AUCAUAUAAAAAAAGGUAGAGGGAGUACCAAAGAUUAAUAAUGCACACAAUGAUGAGCCCAAGCCUGUAAAUGAGGUCUUUCCCAAACCACCUUGCAUGUAAAGUAUAAACUACAAAGAACAAAAAAAAUAAAAGUAAUGAAGAAACAAUACACCCAAUUACCUAGGCCUAAUCAUGAUCAUCACACCAUUCUCUUCAUCAAUGAAAAAAAAAUAUAAACAUGCAUGUAGCAUCGACAUUUUCAGAUUGAAGGGGUCCCUAGUUUCCAACAUGUGCCAGUGUCCAAUACCAAUACCGAUACGUGUUGGUGUUCGAUAUCGGCCUUGACACCGACAACAACGACACAUAUAGUUACAUUCAAUUACUUUAAUUUUUUCAUAUUAUUAUUAUCAUCGUGGUGUCAUGUCUGGUGUUCGUCUCUAUGUGAGCAUGUGACGCUCAAUGUUUUCAUUUGUUAAAACUUAAAAGGACAUGUCUUUAAUGCCUGUCUGUCAUAUAUACAUAUAUAGUUCAUAGGGUCCUUUGUCCAUACUAGUCAGUUUCAGACAGUUCAAAAUCUCACUCUUUAACUUUAGAAAAGCAAAACAACACAUGGAAAGCCGUUUGAGGUUGAAAAUGUAUUCCUAAAAGCUAAACAGGAAGCAGUUUAGGAACAAACUAUAAUGAUAAUAAGUAGUUAAUUUGCAACUGAUUCAUUUAUAUUGUUAGAAAAGAAUUAAAUCAAAUCAUCAUACAUGCCAUAGUUUAACAACAAUUUAAUAUGGUGAGACCAGUGAUGAGCUACUUAACAAUUAUGGACUCACCGAAAGUGAACAUUAUUUGGUCACAUCAUCCUCUUAGAUUAUUAAGCAUUCAUGACCAAAGUUAUUAAGCAUUGCAUUCAUAUAUUAUAUAUAAUUAUAUAUGUUCAAUUACUUUUAGGAUAUGCUUAUUAAGCAGACAUAUGACCCAAAAUGAGGCUCAUGCACUAAGCAACACCAUGUUAGUGGUUGUUCAAAGCAAGUAUGAAACACUCUGGAAAUGACACAAAAAUAAGCUGUCUUCAAAUGUUUAAAUCUAGGAGCAUGUGAGUAUCAUCAUCAAUAAUCAUGGAUUUGGAAAUUUGAGUAUGGGCAAUGAAAUGGGUAAUAACAACACUUCUGCUAUCAAAGAGGAAGAUAACAUAAGUGAAGCUGAUAAAAAGAAUCUCCUAGAGGAUACCAGUGAACUUGCAAAUGAGAUAUCACAAGAUGUUUAUGAAGAUUGUGUCAAAGAAGAAAAUCAUAAUAUACCAAUAUCUUUAGCCAAAGAUGUUAUGGAAAAAGAUUCAAACACUUCUAGUGAUAUAACAAUUGAACUUGGAAAAGAUAUAGCACAAGAAGAUGGUCAUGAAGAUGAUUCAAAAGAAAAAAUUCAAACCAUUUUAAUAGAUGAAGCCAAUGAUGCUGAUGAGAAAGCUGCAUUGUUUGAUUCUAAAAACAACACAACAAACAUGCUUGAAAGUGAUUCAUUGGAUGAUACUUAUGCAAGUGACAUAAAUAUGGAAAAUGAAAUGCAUACAAAAGCUGAAGAGGAAGAUGUCGGAGAGAAUGUUACAGAAUUGGCUUCUGAAGAUGCAACAACUGAACUUGGAAAAGUUUCACAGCAAGAAGAAAGUCGCGGAGACGAUGCGAAAGUGGAAACUCAAAUGAUUCCAGAAGAUGAGGCCAAAGAUGUUGAAGAGAAAGAUACAGGACUCAUUUCACACGAUAUAGAAAGCAAGCUUGAAAAUGAUUCAUUGGAAGGUGUUACUCAUGAAAGGGACAUGAAUAUGGAGAAUCAAAUGCAUCAAACUAAUGAAGCGGAAGAUGUUGAGGAGAAAGCUACAAUAAGUUCACUUAAAAGUGAUUUAUUGAAAGGCAAAGAUGAUCAGGAAGUAGCUGCAGGGUUGGAUUAUGAUGAUAAAAAAAGUGAACUUGAAGUUGAAGAUAAGUCUCAGGAAGAGAAACAAGAUGAAAACAUGAUAAUUCCUUUUACCAAUGACAUAGAUGAUCAAGGAAACACUACCAUCUUGGCUUUUUAUGAUCCAUUGAAUUUGAGAAAUUCUUUUGUUGGUGAAGGGGAAGAAAUGAAUGGAGUCGCACAACCUGAAAAGUCUCCACAUGCUGAAUCAGUUGAAGGUGAAAACUGUGAGAGCUUAUCAAGUUCUUCAUUGGAAGGUAGUGAAGAAUGUGUGAAGCAAGAAAAGUCAUGCUUAAGAAAAAAUCCAUCUCUAACAUAUAAUCAUUAUCUUAAUUAUGAGUCAUCAAUCAAACCAGAAUUUAAAGAAUCACCAAGUGUACAUCAUGAUGAGGUUGUCAAAUUUAUCUCAGAAGAUUCACUUGAAGUCAAUGAAUCACCCCUGAAAGAAACUUUACCAGAUGGCGAUUCUGAUGUUUCAGAAAAAGAUAUAGAAUCACAAGAAAUAUUUUUAUGUGAAAACAGCAAUGAAAAUCUAUUGACCAAGGUCAACUAUACUACUGAGGAUUCCUUAAACUCUAACCAUGAAGAAAACAAAUUGAGCAGAAGUGAAUCAACAAAUGAAAGCAGUGAUAAAGUUGAAGAAACUGAGAAUGGAUUUCUCUUUGAUGCUUAUGUCAACAACUCCAUCAAUGUUUCAGCUGAAAACAGUGAUGCUCUACAAGAAAAAAAUUCUGUGGUUCAUGAAGUUGAAGCAGUUGAAGAUGAAAACCUUGAGAGCUUGCCAAGUUCUUCAUUGGAAGGCAAUGAAGAAUGUGUGAAGCAAGAAGACUCAUGCUUAAGAAAAAAUUCAUAUGUAACAUAUAAUCAUUACCUUAAUGAUGAGUCUUCAAUCAAACAAGAUGAAGAAGAAACAUCAGUUUUAACAUCAAAUGAUUCAGAAUUUCAAGAAUUACCAAGUGUAAAUCAUGAUGAAGUUGUCAAUGUGUUUCUCUCUGAACAUUCAAUUCAAGUCAAUGAAUCUUUCCUGAAAGAUACUUUACCAGAAGCAGAUUCUCAUUUUCAACAGAUUAAUCAUGAUGUUUCAGAAAAAGAUAAGGAAUCACAAGAAAAAAUGUUAUGUGAAAACAACAAUGAAAAUCUAUUGACCAAUGUCAACUAUACUACUACUGAGGAUUCCUUAAACUCUAACCAUGAAGAAAAUUUCAAGGUACUUAAUGAAGAAAACAAAUUGAGUGAAUCAACAAAUGAAAGCAGUGAUCAAGUUGAAGAAUCUAAAGUCACUGAGAGUGAGAAUGAGUUUCUCAACAACUUCAUCAAUGUUUCAGAUGAAAACAAUGAUGCUCUAGAGGAAAAAAAUUCUUUUGUUUCUGAAAUUCCUGAAGUUGAAGCAGUUUUUCUUAUUGCUGGAACAAAUGUUAUUGAAUGCAUACAUGAAAAGGAAAAGAAUCAUCAUAGUAAUCAAAUUGAAGAUACAAAUGAAAAUCUAGAAUCUUCCUAUGUCAUGAUAAAAAAAAUUGAGGAAGAAUCUUUUUCUUUGAAUUCUGAUUCAAACAAUUCUAUAUUUGCAAAUGGUGGUUAUGAAACAAGGUUUAGUACUGAAUCAAACCCUGAUAAUUCAAGGAUCUCUUGUAUGAUGCAAAAAUCUCCAAGCUUCAAUCUCGAUCUCUGUAUCGAAGCGGGACGAGAAGAAUUGGAUCAAAUUCCAUUGCUUUAUGAGUCUGACAAUGAUAACUUGUUUAACAAGAAAAGUCUAAAUCUCAGAAACUCAAUGCCUCAUGAUGAAUAUGAAUCUGAUCACAUUGAUCAGUGUUUGUUACAAAGUGUUGAAAUGCAAGUGGAAGAGAAAAUAGUUACUAUGGAAAGAAGUUACUCUGAGAUAUCUAAAGGUGAAUUCAUUGGUUUGUUAAAAGAAGAAGAAGAAGCUCAUCUUCUAGUCAUGGCAGAGACACAAGAUAACAAUGAUGGUUCAAAGAUGGAAGUGAAGGAAGAGUCAUCUUCUUCACCUAAAGGAAAUGAAAAGCGAAAGUAUCGGUCUUACUUCUUCACUAGCUGCAUUUGUUGUGCAACAUUGCCAAAUUAAAACCUUUAGAAUUGCACUUACUUUUCUCUUUUACUUUACUUUUUUGUGUUAUGAGUUUCUUUCUGAUUUGGUUUUGUGGAAGUGGAGUUUUAAUGUGGAGAGAAUAUUGAUUGGUAUUGGUUCUGACUUCAAGUCUAAUGCGCUGCUUUUUCGAAGUAUUGUCUGUUUAAGAACAUUAUCAUAUGGUCGAUGAAGUGGUUUUUUUCUUGUUAAGCUUUGCUAUGUUUGAGAGAUUUCAUAAAUGUAGAGAGAGCAAGCAGCGAGGAUUUAAUGGAGGCAACUUUUGUAAGUUGUAACAUUUGUUAAUUUGUUUGUUUUACAAUGAUAUUCAAUGGAAACUUUUUGAUACAUUUUACUCAAAUCAAAAGACAAAAGGUACAUGUCUCAUAAAUUCAUCAAAA
Messenger RNA from Cicer arietinum (chickpea), 4401 nucleotides. RefSeq lists its product as uncharacterized. Lineage: Eukaryota; Viridiplantae; Streptophyta; Magnoliopsida; Fabales; Fabaceae. The record is from RefSeq and is a predicted model, not a curated record.